This is a messenger RNA of Cetraspora pellucida, 387 nucleotides long. Lineage: Eukaryota; Fungi; Glomeromycota; Glomeromycetes; Diversisporales; Gigasporaceae. The record is from the annotation of a GenBank genome assembly.
AUGCUAGCAAUCCCAAAAAUUCCUGAGACGGGAGCCAAAUACCAAGCACUUGUAGAAUAUCUUCAUUUAGAAACAAUACCCGAAGAUUAUGAGUGCAAAAAUAAUGUUGUCACAUCAGAGAUUGUUGACCAGCAUGUUUCACGGGUACUGCAAGUUCAACAAUCAGUUAACACAUCACUGGAUAAAUAUCGUGCUAAGCUAUGUAAUCAAGGUAGUGUUCAUAAAAACAAGUCACCAAACAAUAUAAUUAAGGCUGGGACCACAAUCCCAACUUUUUCACAACAAGGUGUGUUCAAAGCACUGGCAUCUAACAACCAUAUAGCAAUCGUGGAAGUGAACGGAAAGAAGAUUCAAGUUCCUGUUAGUAGAAUCAAAAAAAAAUUUUGA